GCGCAUGCUCGCGGCUGGCGGGCGGAGGGCGGUCCCGAGAGAGUGGAAAGAUUUGGGAGAGAAAGUGCGCGGGAGCGGGCGUGGGACACGAGCGCGCAGGCGCGGCCAGGGGGCGGGUUGCGACUUCGGAAUAUCCGCUAAGCUUACUCGGCGCCGCAUCCGCAUCCCGCCGCCAUGGCCGCCUACAAGCUAGUGCUGAUCCGGCACGGCGAGAGCGCCUGGAACCUGGAGAACCGCUUCAGCGGCUGGUACGACGCCGACCUGAGCCCAGCGGGCCAUGAGGAGGCGAAGCGCGGCGGGCAGGCGCUGCGAGAUGCUGGCUAUGAGUUUGAUAUCUGCUUCACCUCAGUGCAGAAGAGAGCAAUCCGGACCCUCUGGACAGUGCUGGAUGCUAUUGACCAGAUGUGGCUGCCAGUAGUGAGGACUUGGCGCCUUAAUGAGCGGCACUAUGGGGGUCUGACUGGCCUCAAUAAGGCAGAAACUGCUGCCAAGCAUGGUGAGGCCCAAGUAAAGAUCUGGAGGCGCUCCUAUGAUGUCCCACCACCUCCGAUGGAGCCUGACCAUCCCUUCUACAGCAACAUCAGUAAGGAUCGCAGGUAUGCAGACCUCACUGAAGAUCAGCUACCAUCCUGUGAAAGUCUGAAGGACACUAUUGCCAGAGCUCUGCCCUUUUGGAAUGAAGAAAUAGUUCCCCAGAUCAAGGAGGGGAAACGGGUACUGAUUGCAGCCCAUGGCAACAGCCUUCGGGGCAUUGUCAAACAUCUGGAGGGUCUCUCUGAAGAGGCUAUCAUGGAGCUGAACCUGCCAACUGGUAUUCCCAUUGUCUAUGAAUUAGACAAGAACUUGAAGCCCAUCAAGCCUAUGCAGUUCCUGGGGGAUGAAGAGACCGUGCGUAAAGCCAUGGAAGCUGUGGCUGCCCAGGGCAAGGCCAAGAAGUGAAGGCGAGGAGGCAGACUACUAUGGAGAACACCCUCCAAGGAAUACCCUCCCUGCCCAUUCUCUUCCUCUGCACCUUUCCCCUGCAUAUAUCAUACUGACCACAUCUGUAGGCCCCCUAAUUUGUAGCUGCAGAUGGGGAAUUGGUGGCUCCCCUUUUCGUUUUAGCCAUUUUGUCUCCUGCACCCAUUCCUUUUAUAGAAUCUAUUCAGGAUAGCACCUCUGGGGCAUGGGUUCUCAGUCUAAGCCGAGGGUAGGCUCCUCUUAUCCAAGAGCAUUGAGGUAGUAACUUGUGUUUCUGCUACUGCUUUGUUUACUAAGGAUGUGCUUGAGUAAGGGAUAGGGAGGAACUAUGGUAAGGCAUGACCAGUGAGGAGAAGCAAGGGAGUCUAUAUGUGUUCUCGGGAGCCAGUCCUGUACUCUUCUGUAGUCAGGUCACUGUCUUGGGGGGCUCUAGUCAUUCCCAUGGAA
Galeopterus variegatus (Sunda flying lemur) is the source of this 1407-nucleotide messenger RNA. RefSeq names its product phosphoglycerate mutase 1 (brain) (gene PGAM1). The coding region runs from base 175 to 939 and encodes 254 amino acids. Gene Ontology annotation, biological process: glycolytic process. NCBI's taxonomy places the organism in Eukaryota, Metazoa, Chordata, Mammalia, Dermoptera, Cynocephalidae. The record is from RefSeq and is a predicted model, not a curated record. Gene Ontology annotation, molecular function: intramolecular phosphotransferase activity. The transcript is spliced from 4 exons.